Molecule: messenger RNA, 411 nt
Organism: Microthlaspi erraticum
Lineage: Eukaryota; Viridiplantae; Streptophyta; Magnoliopsida; Brassicales; Brassicaceae
Source: the annotation of a GenBank genome assembly
AUGAUGCUUGGUAAGCGAUUUGACCUGAUGGCUGUUAAGGGAUAUGACCGCUCGCUUUCUAGGAAGUCUAUCAAGAGGGCGUUACGUGAAAAGUUCUCUUCAUGUGGAGAGGUCUCGCAGGUGGAGUUAUAUGCCCAUAAAAGAAACCGUGAGUCUGCAUUCGCCUGCUUUUUCAUUAGUGGACAAGGCGCAAAGGAGAAGGCCCUGCAACUUAAUGGAAGUGACAUGGGAGGCUUCAAACUUGUUGUUGAAUACGCCUAUCGUUCCAAACCACACAGACGCCGGGAUAUCCCCAUUGGCCUUCCUCCUCUCAGAGAGCGUCUUUCCGACCCUAACUGGAGGGAGAAGUAUUAUAGCCGUUACCGUACCCGUUCCCGUCUCUGUAACGUGGAGAAGAAGAAAGAAGAAUAA